AUGGAUGCCGUUUGUAACGUAUGUUUUGAACCCAUUUAUGGCAGAAGUGAAGCACUGAUGGCGUCGACGACGGGACGAGUGGUGUCGGGAGCGGUCCGUCACGUGAAGCCCAUCCUCAGUGUGGACUCAGUGGACGCCCGAAGACGGGUGAAGAACUUGUAUAAGGCGUGGUAUCGACAGAUACCUGUGGUGUCGGGAGCGGUCCGUCACGUGAAGCCCAUCCUCAGUGUGGACUCAGUGGACGCCCGAAGACGGGUGAAGAACUUGUAUAAGGCGUGGUAUCGACAGAUACCGUACAUUAAGCUCGACUUAGAGCUACCGGUGAGUGAGAAACAGCUGAGGGAUAAAGUGAAGCAAUUAUUCUUCGACAACAAACACGUUGAGGACAUCCGUGUGAUCGAUAUGUUGGUCAUCAAAGGCCAGAUGGAGUUGAAUGAGACGAUCAAUCGAUACAAACAACACACACACGUCAUGGCGUACUUCAAAGAGAGCCACAAUCCGCGGCCCAAAGACUUUAUGUCCAAAUUCUUGAGCGGACACAACGCCGAGUGA
This is a messenger RNA of Medioppia subpectinata, 552 nucleotides long. The record is from the annotation of a GenBank genome assembly. Lineage: Eukaryota; Metazoa; Arthropoda; Arachnida; Sarcoptiformes; Oppiidae.